AUGAGCGACCUCGCAGCUGUCAAGAGGCAAUUGAAGAUCAAGUACGGUGUGGUUCAGAGAUUAUCGAAAGAGACGGGGUUAUAUCGCAAGGAGGCUGAAGGUCUCGAGACGAAGCGAGCAAAGUUGGUGCUGGAUGGCGCAGAGGAAUGGGAUAUCAAGAAUGCCGGCAAGAUGAUUGAAGAAUCCGGAAAGAUGGUUCUUGACACUACGUCACGCCUGAAGAAAGCCUCAGAUGAACUCGAAGCUCUUAUUACAUCGGCGAAGAAAGACUUCAAUCUGGGACAAGACGAAGACCUGCUCAAGGCGGAGGAGAUCCUGCAAAGUGCGAAGGCUUGA
This is a messenger RNA of Cyclocybe aegerita, 336 nucleotides long. The record is from the annotation of a GenBank genome assembly. Lineage: Eukaryota; Fungi; Basidiomycota; Agaricomycetes; Agaricales; Hemipholiotaceae.